Messenger RNA from Manis javanica (Malayan pangolin), 1814 nucleotides. RefSeq names its product diphthamide biosynthesis 5 (gene DPH5). Gene Ontology annotation, molecular function: diphthine synthase activity. Lineage: Eukaryota; Metazoa; Chordata; Mammalia; Pholidota; Manidae. Gene Ontology annotation, biological process: protein histidyl modification to diphthamide. The record is from RefSeq and is a predicted model, not a curated record.
UUUUGCGGCACCGUGCUGGAGGCUGGCGGCGUGGAUCCUCGGUCGGCGCCAGUCUUCUGCCUGUGUCCCAGCUUCUUCGGAAAGGCGGCAGUUUAGCGGUUUAAAGAGAACAGGGACCCAAUUACGAUUCUCUCAGCGGGUAAUUGGCUGCUCCUAGUCUCCCUCUCCCGGGACUUUGAAAUGCUUUACUUGAUCGGCUUGGGUCUGGGAGAUGCCAAGGACAUCACAGUCAAGGGCCUGGAAGUUGUAAGACGCUGCAAUCGAGUGUAUCUGGAAGCCUAUACCUCAGUCCUGACUGUAGGGAAGGAGGUCCUGGAAGAGUUUUAUGGAAGAAAAGUGAUUCUUGCUGAUAGAGAAGAAGUGGAACAAGAAGCAGAUAAUAUUUUAAAGGAUGCUGGUAACAGUGAUGUUGCAUUCCUUGUAGUUGGUGAUCCAUUUGGGGCCACAACACACAGUGAUCUUAUUUUGAGAGCAACAAAACUGGGUAUCCCUUAUCGAGUUAUUCAUAAUGCCUCCAUAAUAAAUGCUGUCGGCUGCUGUGGUUUACAGUUGUAUAAGUUUGGCGAGACCGUUUCUGUUGUUUUUUGGACAGACACUUGGAGACCAGAAAGCUUCUUUGACAAAGUGAAGAAGAACAGGCAGAACAGCAUGCAUACGUUAUGCUUACUCGACAUCAAAGUAAAGGAGCAAUCUUUGGAAAACCUAAUUAAGGGAAGAAAAAUCUAUGAACCUCCUCGGUUUAUGAGCGUAAACCAAGCAGCCCAGCAAUUUCUAGAGAUUGUUCAGAAUCAAAGGAUACGAGGAGAAGAACCAGCAGUCACGGAGGAGACACUCUGUGUUGGCUUAGCCAGGGUUGGAGCUGAGGACCAGAAAAUUGCAGCAGGCACUUUGCAGCAGAUGUGUACUGUGGACUUGGGAGGCCCAUUACAUUCCUUAAUUAUAACAGGAGACAACAUGCAUCCACUGGAAAUGGAGAUGUUAAGUCUGUUUUCUAUACCGGAAAAAAGCUCAGGAUCCCAAAGCAUUGAUGAACUCUGAACAUAGACGUUUUAUAUUAUCAGAUGUUAAUUUUGGUCAUUUAUGCAUGUAUACACACAUAUUUGUAUAACAAAUGAAAAGGUCUUUUGGUUUACCUAGUAAGUGUAAAACAAGUGACCAAGAAGAAAAAUGUUGACUCAACAGUGCUUGGUUUCCUGUGGCUAUGAGUUUUUUCCCUAUGAUAUCAUUGAUUUUUGUUGCUCCUUCAGCAGUUUCUCAGGAUAUACACACAUUUAGCAGACUAACCCUGAAAACUUACAGACAUCCUUAGAACAGAGUUGAGUAAGAACAGUUUUUACUUAUGAAACCAGUUCAUACAAGGUGGAAUAUUCUUCUGUCUUAAAAAAGUCAGCUGUUCUGACUGCAAGGUGAGCUGUACUGACAGCAGUUGGUAUUAGUACAUGUAAACAGAGGUGGGAAGAAUAAGUCCCCACCCAACAGUUCUACUUACUUAAGCCCUGCUGAGCACAUGCCACAAAAUGACAUCCUUCUGAGUGGCCUUGUCUUGUUCAGCUGACAUCUUAAUUAUAUGGCUCAUAUUCUGCUGUAUUUUAGAGGUUAUAUUGUUCAGCCAGCCAUGUACAGUUACUGUUCAGUUUUAAAUAGCAUCUUUCACAUCCAAGCUGACAAAUGGAAAACUUGCUGACCACAAAAUACAAUUAAAAAAUUUUUUAAGUUUAAAGUGUUAGGGUCCGGGCUUCCAAGGCUUCUCCAGAGAACAAACUACACAGGCAUAGAGAUGUAAAUUCAAGCAAAGUCUUUAUUCAGCCAGCUAG